Molecule: messenger RNA, 2890 nt
Organism: Pseudomassariella vexata
Lineage: Eukaryota; Fungi; Ascomycota; Sordariomycetes; Amphisphaeriales; Pseudomassariaceae
Exons: 7
Coding region: 393-2603 (736 amino acids)
Biological process (GO): regulation of DNA-templated transcription
Molecular function (GO): DNA-binding transcription factor activity, RNA polymerase II-specific; zinc ion binding
Source: RefSeq, a predicted model, not a curated record
CCCGCAUCUGCGAACUGCCUAGUUGCAUCUCUGGUGUUCUGCUCCAAGUAUGUAUCCCAAACUCCGUACAAUGUCGGCAAUCGAAACGUCUCGCGGGUUCUUGGCAGGCACGGGUUUCGAGAGUGCACGCUACUGCCUGUCGCGUCCGUUGCCCGUUGCCGCUAAUGUCAAUGGGCGGAAGCAUCUCCGAUCACUGCCGCUGCUCUAAGUGACCAAUCGCUCUCAGGACCUCCUUCCUGUGUUUCUUCCUCUUCAAUUCUUCAAGUCUCCAGACUUUAAACGUCUGCUCGUCGUCCGCUUCGAUCAGCGACCCAUCUCAAGACAUGCCUGAACAUAUAGGACUGUUGGUCAUUUCGUGGCGCAUGAACCUAACUGAGACCUCAACGUAGACGAUGCCCAAGAGAUACCCCUCCAUCCUGCCCGCGCAGCCUGGUGAUCCCGUACUCGCACCGCCACCUGGCUCCGAAGCUGGAUCGUCAACUGCACCCUCUCCUAGCAGACUAGGCCUCAUGAGAGAGUUGCCACAGCGCAAACGCGUUGGAACACAGCUCGCUUGCAAUGCUUGUCGCAAGUCCAAGACUCGCUGCGACGGCCAUCGGCCGUGUGUUGCCUGCCGGAGGCGGACGUCUGAAUGCGUCUAUGCCGAAAGGCCCGUCGACGACAAGACGGAGCUCCUAACAUUGCUCAAGUCGAUGCCCGAGCCGCAGGCUUUUGACCUGCUUCUGGCAUAUAGGGCAAUGGGCGAUCCGGCUGCCGUCUUGUCCAGCGUCAGGGAGUCCCAGAGCCGGUCCAAGGAAGAUGAACCGAUCACGCUGGUGACCACAUCGCUGGCUGCGUUGGAGGACGAACUAAAGACUAGAAAUCAUGUCUCGUACCCUAGGUUGCCACCGAUCCCGGCCCUGCUAUCAGAAAGCGUUCUUCUUCAACCUGUGAGAUCGGCUCCAAUCCACUCGAAGGACCAACAAGACAUGGCCGACAGUAUUUCUCGAAGCCAGCCGGAACCAGAUGGCACGGAUACAGCCGAAUCAUCUGGCUUUCAUCCCCGCACAGUUGCCAACCCAUUUCGCAUUCGAGCAACGCCGGAUGACUUGCCGGCUAGCUAUUGCGACGAGCGCCUUACCCUCUUAGACAUUUCCUACUGGACUGAUGUAGUAGUCGCGGACGAGUUUGCUGCUCGUGUCAUCUCACUUUACCUCGAGACGGACCACCCGCUUCUUGGCUUCUUCGACCCAGACCUCUUCAUCACUGAUUUGGUCAGCAAGCAACACAGGUUCUGCUCACGCUUUCUUGUUCAUGCCUUACUCUACUGGGGAUGUCAAAUGUACAGCGCUAUUGAUCAAGAUGCAAAUGUUUCCGCCAAUUCUUUUUGCGAAGAAGCAUUGCUGCUGUGGAACAUGGAGCGCAACACUGACUCACUUCUAAAUAUUGCCGGGGCCGUGCUUCUGAGUCUAUCUUUUAUAGGACACGGUAAGGACCACGGUGUCCUCGAGUACUCUGCUGCGGCCGCCCGGAUGGCGGCGCGACUCGGGCUCUUUGGGAUGGAAGAUAUCCCCGACGCGUCUCGUAAGACGCUGUCUAAUGAAGAACAGAGCGCUAGCUGUUACGCCGCAUGGGGAAUCACAAACUGGACAACAUUCUUGUCGCUCUUCUACCGGCAGCCUGGCCUGCCGUGCCCCAAGCAUCCCCCAACGCUCCCAAUCCCAGGAAAGCAGGAGACAGCUUCGUCUCAGGAACCGUCCAACUCGAGCAACAUUACCCUUCGGCAAGAGCCAGUACUCCCUCGCUACAUGGGAAAGACCUUUCCCGCAUUGUGCGAGUUCUGGCAAAUUCUUCAGGGGGUUACCAUGCGUUAUUACCAAGGCACAAAUAGUCCUGUUCCUGCGCAUUCUGAUCUCGAAUAUGCGGAGUUCAAAUUCCGCGAACUCCUUGCAUGGGCCGAGAACCUACCCUCUGAGCUGCAGCGAGCAGAAGACAACCCGCAUCAUGUGGUUAUUCUUCAUCUUUGGCUUCACGCAGCCAUUCUUGAUAUUUUCCGACCCUUUAUACACGGACUACCGGCAGAAAGAAAUCUGCUCAAGACCUUUGGAACUCGCUCAGCUAGUGCCGGCGACGUGUAUAAUGCAUCAGUGAAUCAGCUCAAGCGCCUCAUCAUUACAUUUCGUUCCAAUUAUGUCUCGUCGACGUACACAAUUCUGUGGCACACAGCACUCACAUACCUGGCCAACGCCAUGUUGCAGGGCCAAUCAGACCCGGAAUGGCACGUCUACUUCCUCCUGUGCAUAUACGGCUACGAGGGACUGCGUCGCCCGUACCGUAUUUCCGAGUUGAUUGCGCAAGGGCUGCUGUCGAUGACAAUGCGAGACAGUGACAUUUCUGGGGCCGAGGCGCGGCGACUUCUAGGUCAUAUGAGAGAAAAUGGAUCCAGCCUGGACCAUAUCCAAGGUAAAAUCCGAGCCACAUUCAUGGCAGACUUGAAUCUAGCCAUGAAGGAUCCGGAGGCGGCCCGCGUCGAGAACCUGGCCGAGAAAUUCGAGGAAAUGGUGCUGUUCUUGGAGUACAUCAACUUUGACAUCGAUAGUCCCAUGAAGGAUUCCGCGGCCUAGGCAAUGCGGAUAAGGAAUGCUGUAGGCCAGUCUGUUUUGUACGUUUGUGACCCCGUUUGGUUGUUCUUCAAAAUUGUCGUUUCCUUUUCAUAAGCCCAGGCCGUAUUAGGUGUUCCGGGGAAAUUCCAGUUUUCAUCAAUAUCAAUCUCAAUAUGUCAACCUGAUGGUUGAGCGCUGGCAAAAUUGUUGCUAGAGGUACCUUCUCCGUUUGGCCACUUUUUCAGUUGAUCUCAGAUCUCCAAAUUGUAGUACUACUAGGCAUUGAAGUCCGUUUUCUAAAACUCGAG